AUGAAGUUCACGACCGUCAUUGUUGCCGUCAUCUUUGGCACUGCCGUCUACGGUGCAGCCCUCCCCGAUCCAAACUGCCGUUUCCCAGGCAUGCCAUGCUCGCGCGAUGCUGAGGCUAAUGCUGGCUGGGGCUCUGGCUUUAAGAGGCUCCCUGGCCAGCCCAUCGGAAAGCGCGAAGCUGAGGCCGAAGCCGAACCAGUGGCUGAUCCAGAUGCCGACCCGAAUUGCCGCUUCCCCGGUAUGCCUUGCUCGUAG
Messenger RNA from Paraphaeosphaeria sporulosa, 255 nucleotides. RefSeq lists its product as uncharacterized. The coding region runs from base 1 to 255 and encodes 84 amino acids. The transcript is spliced from 2 exons. Lineage: Eukaryota; Fungi; Ascomycota; Dothideomycetes; Pleosporales; Didymosphaeriaceae. The record is from RefSeq and is a predicted model, not a curated record.